AUCAAGACUCUGUCUCCAUGUCCACGAUAUACAAUCAAAGUGCCGAGUAAUUCUGUGUGUUUUGAAGCUUAUUAGCCACAUUACAUGUAUAGCUGCUCAAGUUACAAGCUGUAAACAGCAGGAGCUGAAAUGAAUCAAGAAUCAACUAAGCAGAAUCUUUCUCCAAAGCGAAAGAAACGCUCCUCCACUGGCCAGGCAGACCCGGAGAGACUCUUCACUAAACUGCAGAGGAUCGGGCGUGGGAACUUUGGAAACGUCUUCAAAGGGAUUGAGAAUAAAGACCAUCGGAUUGUCGCCAUCAAAGUUAUCGAUCUGGAGGACUCAGAAGACGACUUAGAAGAUAUCCAGCAGGAGAUCACGGUUCUCUCUCAGUGUGACUCCCCUCACGUAACCAAAUACUAUGGCUCUUAUCUCAAGGGGCCCAAACUCUGGAUCAUUAUGGAGUACCUGGGUGGUGGAUCAGCACUGGAUCUGUUAAAGCCUGGCUCUCUGGAUGAGUACCACAUAGCCACGAUCCUGAGGGAAGUGCUUAAAGGUCUCGACUAUCUCCAUGCACAGAGGAAGCUCCAUAGAGACAUUAAGGCCGCCAAUAUUCUUCUCUCUGAGUCUGGGGAUGUCAAACUAGCGGAUUUUGGUGUGGCUGGGCAACUCACUGAUACUAUGAAUAGACGAAACACUUUUGUGGGUACUCCGUUUUGGAUGGCCCCCGAAGUCAUCAAACAAUCAAACUAUGACACAAAGGCUGAUAUCUGGUCCCUUGGGAUUACUGCGAUAGAGCUGGCACUAGGCAAACCCCCCAAUGCUGACCUGCAUCCCAUGCGAGUCUUGUUCCUUAUACCUAAAAACAAUCCCCCUCAGUUGGACGAUGAUUUCUCACGCCCCCUCCAGGAAUUUGUGUCCACCUGUCUAAACAAGGAUCCGGAACAUCGCCCCACAGCUCACGAGUUGCUCAAGCAUCGCUUCUUGAAGGUGGCUCGAAAGACGUCGUACUUGACUGAGCUGAUAGACCGGUACCAACGCUGGAGGGUGGAGUCAGGGGAGAGUGAGGAUCUGGAUGACUCUGUGGACGGGGGGAGUGCUGACAGAGAGCAGGGUGGUGUCAAUGCUCUAUGGGACUUCAACCAAGACACACACACAAUUCUCAGACCUACUAAACCCACAACUCAUAAUGGCACUGCUGUGUCCAUUCAUCACGGCUCCUCCAAUGGCACAGUUGAGCAAACGCCUGAGACAGCCACUGAAAAGCCUGGGGACACGCCCCUUUUGACCGAGGACACACCCACUACCACACAGCUAGGGAUAGAAGAGAUGGUAAUGGGGCAGCCCGACAGUGAACGUAGUAGCUCGUUUGUGAGUGACGGUGACUCUCCCAUCAAGAGAGCACGGGACUCGGUGAUUAGUCGACCAGAGAGACCACUGAGUGUUGAUAUGCCUGCUGGGACUCUGGUGGAGCACCUCUCAACCUCCCUGUCUAGAAUCAUCAUUCCUUUACUGAAGCAGUUCAGUGAUGGACAGAAGGAGAGCAAUCGCGGGGUGACCACCAUUCAAGAGCUGAUCCAAGCUUUCAAGAUCGCAGAGCGAAGCAGCCCAGGAUUUUCUGACGUCUUCAUUCAGAGAACAAUCUCCUCUCUCAAGAGAUAGCAACCUUUGUCCUUUAUUGUUAUUCCAUUUCCUGUGUCUUGCAUUCAUGUUUUACAUUUUGUAUAUA
Molecule: messenger RNA, 1708 nt
Organism: Halichondria panicea
Lineage: Eukaryota; Metazoa; Porifera; Demospongiae; Suberitida; Halichondriidae
Product: serine/threonine-protein kinase 26-like
Exons: 10
Coding region: 130-1641 (503 amino acids)
Biological process (GO): protein phosphorylation
Cellular component (GO): cytoplasm
Molecular function (GO): ATP binding; protein serine/threonine kinase activity
Source: RefSeq, a predicted model, not a curated record